Molecule: messenger RNA, 1008 nt
Organism: Canariomyces notabilis
Lineage: Eukaryota; Fungi; Ascomycota; Sordariomycetes; Sordariales; Chaetomiaceae
Exons: 1
Coding region: 1-1008 (335 amino acids)
Source: RefSeq, a predicted model, not a curated record
AUGAGCGGCAGAAGCGUCAAGUUCCGCAGGGACUCACCUUCGGGUGGGUCUUACGAACACCAGAGGAGCGACUCGGGCGUGGGUUCGUUCAGUGACUGCGAGAGUCGCACGUCAAAUCCUGAUGCGGCCUUCUUAGUCUCCGGGUAUGAGGACCGCCCCAGUCUAUACGAUCUCCAGCGCGCUCUCGAAGCAUCGCGUCGAGAACGAGACGAGUGGAUCAGCAAGUUUACCGACGCCGAGAGCAAUCUCAAGCAAUUACGCACCGAGCUGGAGGAGACCAAGGCACGAGUGCGCGCAGUGACGAACGAGAACGAGAUCCUCCGGCAAGAGAAGGAGUCGCUCAGCCAGAAGAACAAGGACCUUAUCGAUCAUAAUGCCGAACUCCAGGAGACAGUCGAUCGGCUGAAGAAAUCCAACCGGAAGAGCGGCAGCUCGUCACCUCCCACAUCUAACACCACCGUGUCAGAGUCCUCUGACGAGAAGAAGCUACGUCGGAGCUCCAGCAAGCGACACAAGGAGAAAGAGCGCGACCGUGAAAAGGACAAGGAACAGGAGCGCGCCGAGCGCCAACGUGAACGUGAUCGCGAAGCGCGCCGGCUGGAAAAGGAAAAGGAAAAGGCUAAGGAGCGGGAAGAGACCGAACGGUUGCGCAAGCGUUUCGAGUCGGCACGCGGCGAGGAAAGCGAUGCAAAGAGCAGCAAUUCCUCAUCCAGAACGCAGCGCAACCGGCGCGACAGCUACAUCGAGCCCCUCGGACAAAGCGCACCGAGGCCCCAGGCCGUGCCUCCCUCACCGUCGCGCCAGUACUCAUCAUACCCCACCACCACCACCGGCUAUCCGCCAACGGCAGCCUACGCUAGCAUUCCCAACAUUCGUGAGCCUUAUGGCACCACCCCGCGAUCGCAUCACCCGACAGUUCUUGUCGACGAGUACAGCGGUUACCCCGUUGAAGAAGAGGACCUGUACCGUGGGCCCCCAGCUCCCCGAUCGGUCCGGCAUCCAAGGUGA